Vicia villosa (hairy vetch) is the source of this 2232-nucleotide messenger RNA. RefSeq lists its product as uncharacterized. Gene Ontology annotation, molecular function: acetylglucosaminyltransferase activity. The record is from RefSeq and is a predicted model, not a curated record. NCBI's taxonomy places the organism in Eukaryota, Viridiplantae, Streptophyta, Magnoliopsida, Fabales, Fabaceae. The transcript is spliced from 4 exons. Bases 1 to 2232 code for a protein of 743 amino acids.
AUGAAGAGGAAGGUUCUCAUUGGCAAUAUUUUCGUUGUUGAGAAAAGUGACUCAAUAUGGCGGAGGGUCAUUCUUUUAUCUGAUAAUUAUGUUUUUUUGAUGAAUCAUAAUUUUAUAGGGGCUAUGGUGUGCAAUCUUGGGAAUGGCUUAGACGUUCCUUUUUGGUACAACUGUUGGGCCAGUAACCAGCUGCUGCUGGUGUUUACUGAGCUUUUCGCCAUUUUGCACGACGAUUCUACUUCGAUUGCAGCUGCUGGUCCGUACUCUGCUAAUGGUUGGGAAUGGGACGCAGUCGUGCUCUUCCAUGACAGCAACCUCGGUUCUAGUUUUCUGUGGCAAGAGCUCUGCGACUUUAUACAACAUGUGGUUCCAAGGGACAAUGAUAAGGACGGUUUGGUAUGGAGCAUCAAUUCGAAAGGAGUUUUUACCGUUAAGUCUUGCUACAAUAGGUUCAAAGCUAAGCUUUCUGGACCACCCCUCAAUCAAAUUAUUGUUAAAUCUUCUUCUCAUCUUUGGAAGGUAAAAGCUCCGUCUAAAACUCUUUUUUUUGGUUGGAGGAUUAUUCACAAUAGAUUAGCUACAAAGUACCAUUUGCAUAAGAGGGGCAUUUUGGAUAGCAGUUAUUUACUCUGUGUGUUUUGUUCGAUGGAUGAAGAAUGUUUAUCGCAUCUUUUAGGGGGUUGUGUUGUUGUGGUGGGUAUUUGGAAAAAGGUUUUUGAGUGGAUUGGUCCAAUUGAAGACAUAUCCUUGGAAGAGUUUGAGGGGUUCCCUUUUGUCUUUGAGAAGGUGAAGAUUUUAGCCAAAAGAUCAAUUGUCGCGGUCACUUGGUUAGUAACGGUGUGGUGUAUUUGGAUUAGGCAUAAUGCGAUCAUUUUUAAGAAUGAGUUGUUUAGCUUUACCGAAUGUACUUCAAAUCCAAACCUAUUACUACAUUUGCAACAUUUUUCAUCACAAGAUGUAUCAAAAACCGCAACUGCAACAGCAACCACGAACACAACUCUUGAUCAUAUAGUAUUUGGAAUUGCCUCAAGCAAUAGUUCAUGGACAAAGCGAAAAGACUAUGUCAAACUAUGGUGGAAAGCCAACAAUACAAUGAAGGGCUAUGUUUUCAUGGACAGUCUACCUAAGAAUAAUGAUGACCCUUCUUUUCCUCUUUUACGUGUCUCUCAAGAGACGUCCCGGUUUCAAUACACCUGCAGCGAUGGACAUCGAUCAGCAAUACGGCUCGCGCGCAUAGUUGUGGAGACGGUAGCCUUGAAUCAUACAGGUGUUAAGUGGUAUGUGUUUGGAGACGACGACACUGUUUUCAUCCCGGAGAAUUUGGUGAAAACUUUGUCUAAAUAUGAUCACGAGCUUUGGUAUUAUAUUGGCGCGAAUUCGGAGAUUUAUGAGCAGAACCGUUUGUUUGGUUUUGGAAUGGCUUUUGGUGGUGCUGGUUUUGCUAUUAGUUCCUCUCUGGCUAAAGUUUUUGUUAGGGUUUUUGAUUCUUGCAUGGAAAGGUAUCAUCAUCUCUAUGGAAGUGAUGGCAGGGUUUACUCUUGUUUAGCUGAACUUGGCGUUGGAUUGACACAUGAACCAGGUUUUCAUCAGGUUGAUUUAACUGGAAACAUGUUUGGCCUAUUAGCUGCACAUCCAGUGACUCCUUUAGUAUCACUCCAUCACAUUGAUUACACAGAUCCAAUCUUUCCAAACAUGACAAGAACACACGCUCUCCAACAUUUAUUCAAAGCAGUAAACGUUGAUUCUCAGAGAAUUCUGCAACAAACAAUUUGCUAUAACAAAAUGUUUUCAUGGACGGUUUCAGUAUCAUGGGGUUAUGCUGUUCAAAUAUUCACUGACCAUAUGCUUUUACCAGAAGCUGUCAAUGUGCAAGAAACAUUCAAACAAUGGAAAAACGGAGAUGUGUUGGCAAAAACUUAUAUGUUCAACACAAAACCAUUUGACUCUAAUCCUUGUGAAAGACCCACCAUUUUUUAUCUAGAUAGCAUUUCUUCGGGUAUAAACGGUAUCAUAACCAGUUAUUAUAAGAGAUUUGUAGAUGAUUGCCAGAAGGAACAACGGGGUUCGCUGAACAAACUAGAAGUUAUCAAAGUCGUCUCGAAUAAGCUAGACCUUAACAUCAAACAGGCUCCAAGAAGACAAUGUUGUGAUAUAUUGCCAUCCAGUGCUGGUGACAAACUGGAUAUUGCAGUUAGAGAAUGCAAAGAUGAUGAGUUGAUUUAUAUGCACUGA